CUGUAAAAAAAAAUAACAGCAAUACAGGAACGGACGAAACAAUAAAUUAAAUUAGUAGUGCCCAUUUUUUAAUCAAUUAAUGUUGCUCUAUUUGUGUUCAUAUUUUUUUUAAGUUACGAGUGUUCAACUAUUCAAUUUUUCUUUAUACCAAGAAAAUAAAAUAAAUAAAAUAAUAAAAUAAAUAAAAAUGCGACAAAGAUAAUAUGAAUGUCAAAAUUAUAGUAUACCUCGACUAUGAUUUUGACAUUCAUAUUAUCUUUGUCGCAUUUUUAGACCGCAAAUUUUUAUCUUUCAUUGAGUGUUGUUAUUAUUUCUCCAAAAUAAAUGUUUUUUUUCUCCCCACAUCAUGUGACUGACAAAAUAAUAUGACUUCACUGAAUCCUGACUGACGUCAAUGUUAAUUAAAUUUUUUGUGGCAAUGCCAAACAACCAAGAAGAAAUUGAGACAUCCCAUGUUAAAAAUUUGCCGUAUACAGAAUAUCAAAAUGCAUUAAAAUUUAAUAGGGAGCAAUGUGAAAUUAUUGCUAAAUUGGCUAAUAUGAAAAUAUCAUUUGAUGAUACUAAUAAACCUGGAGAACUGUUAAUGAAAAUGUUAUACAGAGGUGGAUGUACUGUGCAAAAGUUCAGAAAGUUAAAACAAGCUGCAUUGAGUAUUAGGCCGAUUGCAAUCUACUACAGACCUCAUUCAAAAGUUGCCAUACUUAUAGCGAAUGACAAAUACACACACUUAGCAAAACUGGCCACACCAUCUAUAGAUUGUGAUUCAUUGUCUUCAAACCUGAAGAAUUUAGGGUUUAUAGUUGUGACAAUAAAAAACACAGCCAGCUGUGAUUUGAGAGAAAUAUUGUCAAAAAUAUUUAGUUGCAUCCCGGAAGAUUCAUAUUGUUUCAUUUUCUAUGCUGGACAUGGUUGUGAGUUAGUAAACACUAAGUGCAUGCUGGGUAUAGACUGUCCCACAGAAGACAUACAGUUGGAACACUGUAUUACUGAGAAUUUUGUUCUAGAACAAGUUAACAAAUGCAAACCUGAUCUUUGUAUUUUAAUUAUGGAUAUGUGUAGGAUAAAUUUAGAUAGGAAUACAAAUCCACAAAUCUAUACAUCCAUAUCUACAGUAGAAUCCUACAAUGUUCACAAAAAUCUAUUAAUAGGGUACUCCACUCAGUCUGCACAAGCAGCCUAUGAAGUGUUGCAGAUAGAAUGCUCUACCACUAUUGAUGAAACUUACGAGUUGAAGGCAGGUGAUUCAGCAAGAAUUGUUCCCGGUGGAAGUCAGUAUGUGAAUGCCCUAUGUACAAGGUUAGGGGAGAAUCUUGAUAUAAACAGCUUACUGGAUACAGUACAUGGAGAUGUUGAGCUAUCGAUCAAGAAGCAAAGACCAAUAAAAGUCCAAUGGGGUGUUGAGAAAAGAUCUUUAUAUGAUCCGACAACAGGUGAUGAAGUUAGUCUUCUAAAUGUACUAAAAGAAUUUUUAAGUAAUUACAAAGAUUACUGUCAUGCCUUUUAAAGUACAUACAAAGUUUAUUUAUUUGUUGUUAAGCUAUGUGCAUAAUAAAAUUUUAUGUACAGACAUUCACUAUUUUUACUAGAGGUGAUAUAUUAAGUAAUGUGAUUAUAAU
This is a messenger RNA of Achroia grisella, 1616 nucleotides long. RefSeq lists its product as uncharacterized. The transcript has 7 exons. Gene Ontology annotation, biological process: proteolysis. NCBI's taxonomy places the organism in Eukaryota, Metazoa, Arthropoda, Insecta, Lepidoptera, Pyralidae. The record is from RefSeq and is a predicted model, not a curated record. Gene Ontology annotation, molecular function: cysteine-type endopeptidase activity. Bases 395 to 1504 code for a protein of 369 amino acids.